This is a messenger RNA of Equus quagga, 7621 nucleotides long. RefSeq names its product innate immunity activator (gene INAVA). NCBI's taxonomy places the organism in Eukaryota, Metazoa, Chordata, Mammalia, Perissodactyla, Equidae. The transcript is spliced from 10 exons. Gene Ontology annotation, biological process: adherens junction maintenance; positive regulation of protein ubiquitination. The record is from RefSeq and is a predicted model, not a curated record. Bases 5099 to 7339 code for a protein of 746 amino acids.
UCAGUCUAUUUUAUUGGGUGCUUCCUAUGUACAAAGCACAAUGCUGAAAAAUUUUUUAUCUGCAUGAUUCCAUCGUCCUCCCCACAGCCACACGAGUGGGUCCUAUCAUCUCCAGUUUAUCUGUCUGACUCCAAAACACCGAUGUCUGACUUCUCUCCUGAACUACAGACCGGAGCCACUCAACACCCACCCACCGGGUCAGGAGAGGAAAGGGCCCGGGUGGGUCAGGUGCCAUUUCCGAGGGCACCCCUAUCCCGGGGCCCUGAGAAGAGCAGCCGUGAUGGAUUCUAAAGCCCAGCCCCGGUCCGAGCAGCAGAGCGCCCCUCCCCACGGCCUCUCCGGCCAGCUGUCCAGUCUUCAGCCUCCCUGAGGAGCAGCCCCAAGAGAGGCCUGAGGACCUGGGGUCUGCCCCAGGGGCCUGGGAAUGCUCUAGGACACACAGCCCACCAGGAGGAGCCGGGGUGGGGACCAGGUUGAGAAGGUGUCUUUGCCACGUGCCACCUGACUUCAGCACAUGCGGGGUGAGAGCUGGGAGCACGGCUGCCCUCAGGACCCGGGGUCCUGUCUGUCCGGAUGCUGGUCUCGGCCUUAUUUGAAAGCCUGACCCAAACGCCUGCCUCCUUGCUCUGUAUUUAGCUUGGAUCUUUGUCGUCAUAUUAUUUUUAACCCAAUUCACUAUCUUUUCUGAAAGUUCCAAAUUCAAGUCUUUGGGUCUCCAGAAACAAAAAUGGGAAUAGCCAGAGAGACCAGGGCCUCAAGGCGUGCUGGACAGUGACCCCAGAGGGCGUAGCAGGCAGGCAGGGGCUGGGGGCUUUGUCCUCCAGAGAGAAGGGGUCCCAGUCCUCCACCAGCCGGGUCUGGGAAGCAAGGAAGAGUCCCAGGCUGGCCCAGGGCCUGCAGGCCACUCCACGCCGCCCUCCAUCACUCUCGCCCUCCGGGGUUUUCCGCCAGGGCACCAGGAGGAGUGUUGGUCCACUGGCAACUGUUGCCUCCUGGUGGUCCCGCCGAGGACGGCAAGCUGCCACUGGGCCCCUCUGGGGGCGGGGGGGAGGGGGGCUCUCAGGGGCGUGUUCUCACAGGACACAUCCUGCAGCCCCUGGAACAUGAUGGGGGCCCCAGCAGCCAGGAUGGAGGGGCUGCAGAGAAGAGAAGAGGAACGAGAGAACGCAGAGACGGCGAAGGAAAAGGGAAGAAGAAAGAGAGGAGGGGACGGUGGCCCUCAGCUCUCUGGAGAGGCCCUGAUUGCAUUUGGAGCCCAGCUGAGGACUGCUGGCCUGGAGGAGGCUGGUGCGCCUCGCAUGGACGGGGGUCCUUUCCCGUCUCACGUACCCGGGGAGUCUGAGCCCCAGAGGAGGGUCUGCCCCGUAGCUCUCUGCACGCAGCAUCCUGGCCCCAGUUUCGGGCUUCCCUCCCCUUGAGGCAGGGAAGCGCCCCCCACCCCCAGCUUCACCCCCCAAGUUGGUUGUACGCACUUCGUGCAGCUACUCACCGGCCUGCAGCCUGGCCCGCGCCCCGUCGAGAGGGAUCUGGCCCACAGAGGCCAAGGCCGGCUCGCAGGCCCCUCCUGUCCCCCACUGCGAGCUGCAGGAUGCGGUCAGGAGAGGAAGCAGGACCUGCUUCGAGUCAUUCUGGGGUUUCCAAAGAGGUCCUCGCCGAGGGCAUCGACGGGGCACCGUCUGGGCCACUGAGAGCCACCUGCUCUUCCUCAGCCCACAGAGUGAGGGGGCGGGGAGGGAGGGUGAGCAAGGCGAGCCCUGGGGCCUGGGGAUGCGAGGCAGCAGGACCGGGCGGCUCCCACGGGGCAGGGAGAGGGCUGGGGCGAGAGCCCCUCUCUGUGUGGGAGGGUGGGCAGGGGGCUGCGGAGACCCCACCGGAUUCCCCUUCCUCUUCAUCAGUGAGAACUGAGAACCUUUUCCCCAAGACCCGUCACCACCUCCCAGAAAGACCCACCUGAUGGAGGAGAACCCCUGCCCCCUUCUGCCAAAGUGGGGAGGAGACAAAACCGGUGGGGGGCCCAGUGGUCUCUCCCAGAUGGCUCCUCCCCCGGCCCCACAGUCUGAGCUGGUCCGUUCCCGGGGAGGGCUCUGCGUUCUGCUCCCAGGACACCUGCUUCUCAAGCCCCAGCUUCUUCAGAUACUUGGGGCCCGGGUCGAGCCGGUUCCUGAGACGCGGCAGCAACUCAAACUACAGCCUGAAGGCACGUAGACACAUAUUGUUUGACUCCUUUCAAUUUGUAAGACGAUAAUCAAACGUGUACCAACCAGAAGAUUUCUCACAGAGUUUGGGAUUUCCAUCUCUUAUUUUUCAAACAGAAGCUUUCUUGCUGUGACAUUUGCGGUGACAGCCCCCUCGAGACAGAGCCUGAGUUUUCGAAUUUGCCGCAGUCUCCACCAUGCCCUUUUGGCUCCCCGCUCCCCAGCUGCAUGCACUAAGGCCAGGCGGGAGUCUCCACGUGUAUCAGAAUACCAGGAUUCUUACACCAGACGUGCUUCAUUCCUUCACUUUGUCUGUCUGACCCUUUAGGUAUUUGAAGGUUUUCAGCCACAGCCGUAGGGCUACGGAAUCAGAAAGAUGGAUCUUCCGGUCCUACAUCAGUCACUGACCGGGGUGUGGUUCUAACCCAAUUACGGAGAUUCUCCAGGCUUCAGUUGCCUUAUCUGUCCAUGAAGAUAACAGUAUUGCUACAAAUCUCAAGAUUCCAACUGGGUUCGCAAGACACACAUACCACUUUAUUUCUUUAAAAUCAACUUGAUUCUGUCCUGGGCCUGCUGGGAGGGCAAAAAAUCCCAUUUUCUCGUACAGAGUCCUGACAGCUUAGGGGGCCCAGAGAGCAGGGCGAGGCCGACAGCCUGGUGGCUGUAGCCCCCAGGGGUGUCCCGUGGCCUGGGGCUCCUGCUGCCUGGACUCUGUUGAACCGAGAAAGCUGGGCCCACAUCCCGGCUCUGGUCGCUGCUGAGGUCUUGCCCCCUCCAGGGGCUCUGCGGGGGUCCUGCUGCUCAGCGCACACACUAGUUUCUCUCUUGUUCACAGUCCACCCCACCUUGUUCUCCUGGCCCUCAAAAGCCACGUCCUUGCUCUUGCCCCUCAGGACCCCCGCCCAGCACAGUCUCAGUAGGCUCAGGGCUGAGGCUUCCAGGAAGCUUCUGCUCCCCAACUGCAGACAAGGUAGGGGUGAACGGGAGGGGGGAAAAGACAAAUCAAUAUUUCAAUAGACUACCCCACGGCAUGAGUAAUAAUAGUAACGCCCACCUUCAGAGGCAGUUUGCCCUCUGUCCAUCCCGUCGAUGCUCCCAGAAUUUCCCCUCUUGGUCCUUUUCUCAUUUGGCACCCCCAUCCCAGGGAAUCUCAGCCAGUCCCGGAGCUCAGCUGGUAAUGGCUCCCAAGGCCUCUUCUCCAACCGUCCUUGUGCCCUAGAGCCCCAGCCGGGCUGCUCGCCGGACACUCGCAUCAAUGUCCUCAGGGGGACGCAUCUGACACGGGACUCUCAAGUCAGACACCUGGGGACCCCCGACUCUUCCCUCCCCCUCACUGCAAGGCCUUACUCGAUCCGCUCAGAGUGAGCCCUGGUCUACCUCCUGCACAGCUCUUGACCGCGCCCCCCUCCCCCAAUGCCACAACAUGAGUUCAGGCCCCGUCGCCCCUUGCCUGGAUGACCGUCUGCCCAUGCUUUCCCUUCUCUCCAAACUCGCCUCGCUCCAAUCGCUCACACACCAAAGUGAUCCAAAAGUGGGUAUGGGUCGGCCCAGGUUCUCUCCUGGAUUGAUGGUCUUUGGGAGUGUAUCGGUUAAUUUUAUGUGUCAGCUUGCCUAGGCCCAUGGUACCUAGAUAUUCAGCCAAACGUUAUUCCAGAUGUUUCUGUGAAGGCGUUUUUCAGAUAAGAUUAACACUUAAAGGAACAGUAGACACUGAGCAAAGCAGAUUUACUUUCCAUGAUGGGGGUGGGCCGCAUCCAAUCAGUUGAGGGCUUAACAGAAAAAAGACUGACCUCCUCCGAUAGAGAGGGAAUUCUGGAGCAGACUGCCUUCAGACCUGAACCGCAGCUGCUCCCUGGGUCUCCAGCCUGCAGAUUUUGGAGUCAUCCUCCUUUCCCAUAGCAGGAAAAAAUUCCCUAAAAUAAAUCUCUCUCUCUCAAUAGCUGGAUAGAUAACGAUAACUACUAUUGGUUCUUAGUUCUGUUUCUCUAGAGAAUCUGACUAAUCUAAGUAGCUUCUCCUCAAUUUCAGGACAAAACCCUUAAAUCUUUACCUGGUCCACACGGCUCUUCAGCCGACUUAGUUCAUUUCGUGCCUUUGUACAAAUUAGAAAAAGCCACCGCCUGGAGACAGAUGCAGCUCUGGCCGAGGCUCGGGGCUGGGUGGCUGGAGAACGCAUGAGCCUUCCCUCUCAGUGUGGUGCGCAACCUGGACAACCACCCAGAGCUGCCCUGCUUCCUGAGAGGCCCCUGCCUGCCAGUUCCGCCUCCCGGCUCUUCCAUCUUCCGUUCCCUUCCCUCGUCCUCCUCCCACACCCGAAUUCCCUGCGGCUCCUCUGCCACUCGGCUUCUGUACAUCCCGUCAGGGAUGCCCCGCGCUCCUCCUCCUCCCGAGCUCCCAGGGCUGGGCCCCCAGGAGCCGGGCCGGCCGCCCCUCUCCCGGCCCCGGUGCUGGCCGCCGCUCCCUUGACCCUGCUGCUUGAUGACUCGUCUGGACUGGAGGGUCCUCGGGGAAGGAACUGGGAUCCCGGUCCACGUGCUGGGCACUGGGUGCUCAGUAACUGUCAGCCGAGCGGAUGAAAGAGGGGCGUGCGCGCGAGCGAUGGGUGGACGGACGGGCGGACGGACGGACGGACGGGCGCACUGGCUCGCGGGAGGCGGCAGGAGGCGCUCACCACCGGCCGGCUCCCUGCCCUCCCGGCCGAGCUCCGCGGCCGGGCCCAGGAGGGCAGUGGGCCGGGGCCGGAGGAGGGGCGACCCCCGCCCGGCCAGCCGCGGUGCGCACGAGGGAGGGGACGGCGAGGCCCCCCCGCGCCUCGGUUCCCGCGAUCGCGCCGGGGUCCCCGGGCACGGAGCGGCCCCCGGCCGGGCCGGAGCGCGCGGAGGAGAGGCGGCGCGCGGCCGGGAAUGGAGCCGCCUCCCGCCGGGGCUGCGGAACCUGGCGGCGCGGGGGGGCCCGCCGCGCGCGCGUCCGAAAGCGGGAGGAGGGGGGCAGCCCGGGCCCUGGAGCCGGGGUCCCCACGGCACCUCCACCCCUGCUGGCCCCUCGGCACCCCAACCUGUGGCCCCGCCCCGACGCUUGCCCCGGACUCUCGAACCCCCUCCUGCGUCUUUCCCCUCUCUCCUCCGGGCCUUGGUAUGCCCCAGGGGACAGAUGUCUUGGGAUCUUUAACAUUUGGGAUGCUGCAAAUGCCGAAGUUAAAAGAAAUACCUCCGGGGAGGGAAGGCCGGGGGGCAGCUCGGGGAGAGGGAGGGUGGGCUGGACUCCAGUGUCCUGAAGCCUCGAGGCUGGACCGGGGGGCGCGCGGGCAGGCGGGCGGCGCCCGAGCUCCAUGGGACAGCUGGGGAAACUCCAGGCCACCUACACGUCCUGGCUCAGGCUGGGAGCAGCGUCACCCCUCCCUGCUGUGCGCCCCCUCCUCCCAGGAAUCCACUAUGGAGACUAAGGAUGAGAUCAGCGACACCGACAGUGGCAUCAUCCUGCAGUCUGGCCCCGACAGCCCGGUGUCCCCGAUGAAGGAGCUGACCCACGCGGUGCGCAAGCAGCAGCGGGCCCUGGAGCAGCGGCUGGAGGCCUGCCUGGAGGAGCUGAGGAGGCUCUGCCUGAGGGAGGCGGAGCUGACGGGCAUCCUGCCAGUAGAGUACCCCCUCAAACCAGGGGAGAAGGCCCCCAAGGUCCGCCGCAGGAUCGGAGCAGCCUACAAACUGGACGAGCGGGCCCUGCACAGAGAGGACCCCCUGAGCAGCCUGGAGAGGGAGCUGGCCCUGCAGCUGCAGAUCGCCGAGGCGGCCCGACGGCUGUGCCGGGAGGAGAACCUUGGCAGGCAGGCCCGUCGGCAGCGCAAGCUGGCGCUGCUGCACGAGGAGAAGAAGCUGCGGGAGCUGGAGCGCUGUCUGGGCGAGCGGCGGCGCCACAGCGGGCCCCCACCCGCCACCACGCUGCCCCUAGGCCGAGAGCUCAGUGCCUCCGAUGACAGCUCCCUGUCGGAAGGGCUGCUCCUGGAGGAAGAGGAAUCCCAAGCACCAAAACCUCCCCCAGAGUCCCCGGCUCUGCCUUCCCGGCCUCUCCCACCCCAGAGCCUCGAGGGGCUGCAGCCAGCAGGACCUGAGACUGGGGGCCUGGAGCGGGCCCCGAUCCAGAACAGCCCGUGGAAGGAGACCAGCCUGGACCACCCCUACGAGAAGCCCAGGAAAUCUUCUGAAUCCAAUAGCGAGUCCAGCAGCCCAGCCACCACCCCACAGGACGGGCCCGGUGCCUCCAGCCUAUGGCUGCUGGAGCCCGCCACCUACCACAUGGUCCCCCUCCGCAGCAUUCCCAGCCAGCGGCAGGGCCGCACCAGUGCCCCAGCCACCCCCGAGAUGCAGGGGAGGAGGGGCCAUUCACAGUCUCUGAGGAUGGAGUCCUUCCGGGCAGGUCCCGAGGGCCGGGGUCGCAGCGCCUUCCCCCGCCGCCGUCCCACGCACUACACGGUGACUGUGCCGGACUCCUGCUUCCCCCGGACCAAGCCCCCGCUGCCCCAGCCCGCCUGCCACUCCUGCUCAGAAGACAGCGGCUCAGACGUGUCCAGCAUCUCGCACCCCACCUCGCCGGGCAGCAGCAGCCCCGACAUCUCCUUCCUGCGGCCGCUCUCCCCACCCGAGCCGCCUCGCCUGCGCGUGGCCUGGGGCCCGGGGGCCGGCAGGGAGCUGGCCACCCCCUCGCCCAGGCUGCUGCUGCCCCCCGGCUGUGUCCCGGCCGCGCGCUACGUGCUGGUGGCCCAGAGCCACCUGCCACCGGGCGAGUGGCAGCUGUGCGGUGCGGUGCGGGGCCCUGGCGAUGACCAGUGGCUGGUGCCCCCCCGCAGCCGCCUGGUGCGGACGCCCUCGCUCAAGGACAGCCCGGCCGGCCGGGGGAUUAGCAGGGCGGCGGUGACCGAGGAGCUGCGGUGGUGGCACGAGCGCGCACGUCUCCGCAGCGCGCGCCCGCACUCGCUGGACCGCCAGGGGGCCUUCCGCGUGCGCAGCCUGCCGCCCGGGAGAGAGGGCCUGGGGCGCGCCCCGGGUCCCCGGCCACAGGUGCCCACGGGCUGUGUGCUCCGGAGACCGCCUGAGGGGGGCCCCGUGCAAGUCUUCGUGCCUGAGAACGGAGAGAUCGUCAGCCAGGUGUAGCCAUGGCUGGGUGGACCUGUGCUCCAGACGCCCAGCUGCCGGGAGGACUAUUCCACAGCAGGGCUGGGCCGAGAGCUCCCCCAGGAGUGCCUUCUUCAGCUCCCUCGUCCCCAUCGCAGGUCGAUGACCUGGAGCUGAGACAUUUUUUUUUUUUUUUACCAGUUUUUGUCCAGAAACCCUGGCUUGAGGACUUAUGUUUGCGAUUUGCCUUCAAGAUCCCUGUAAUAUGAUGAUGCUGUAUCCCCCAGAGACUGGCCCACUGGACUGGAGGCCUUGUCUGUC